AUGUCGUCCCCUGCAGUGAGCAAAGCACCCCCCAAGCUCGGUUCAAAGGCCGGAACCCCCUCCAAACUCCGCAAGGGUUCCGGUUCGAGCGUCGCCUCCAAACCCAGUGUGACUGAAUCCCCCAAGCCCGCGAAGAAAACACCCUCCCGCAAGCUCGCUCCCAAAUCGCCCAAGCCUAUCCCAGACGACGAACAAUCGAUCCCCGAGACCCCGUCACCCAAAUCGAAGAAGAAGGCCCCUUCAUCUGAGCAACGUCGCCCUAUCUCCCCGCCCGAUGAUGCUGCGUCCCAGGCUUCUGGUUCUGCAGCCCCUCUUGGUGGAGCCGCAUCUGGGUUGACUGGCAAGGCUAAGGGCCUUGCGGGACAGGCAAAGGAUACUGUGAAUGAUGGAGUCAAGACUGCCACCGAUGCUGCUCCACUCGACCUCUCUGCAUUAAAGGGUCUUUUCGUCUCGGAUGGUGGAAAGAUUCUGGGUGAGAAUGGGAACCCAUUGGGGGAAGUGGUGGAAGGUGAUCCCGAGGAUCUGGUCGGUCAGGCUGUCGGUGAUGAUGGCGAAAUCGUCGAUGAAGAUGGCGAUUUGAUUGGUCGCGUGGAUGUCCUCCACGAUGCUGUUGACCAGGCUCAGGAUAUUCCCGACGAAGCUCAGUCCAAGCUCGGUGAGGCCCAGGAUGUUGUCACUGACCUCGCGGAGCUGGAGGGUCUACCUGUCUCUGAUGGCGGGGUGAUCAAGAACGCUGCUGGUCAGGUCUUGGGCAAGAUUGUUGAGGGCGAUCCCGAGGAUCUCAUUGGAUACACUCUCAAUGAUUCUGGUGAGAUCGUCGACGAUGAUGGUGAUGCGAUCGGCCGAGUGGAGCUUCUCCCAGUUGAGGAGCAACAGAAGGCCAUGGAGGACGUUGUCGGUGACACUACUGAGACUGUCGGUGACGCUGCUAAUAACGUCGACGGUGGCAAAGCUGAUGUCGAUGAUGAGUUCGAGGACGCCCAGGACGGCCUCCCUGUCGAUGACGAAACAGAUGCCGGGGACAACGUCGCCGAUAAGACCGAGGGUGCUCUGGAUGAUGCACCCGACGCUGAAGGUGCGACCAAUGAUAUCGCCGACGACGCUCAAGAUGCGGUGCCUGAAGAAGCCGACCAAGCCAAAUCCGCCGUUGAAGGAGCUGCUCCUGAUGUUGAUGAUGCCGAGGAAGUUGCUAAGGAUGCUGCCGACGAUGUCAAGGACACAGCCGACGAAAAUGUCGACGGAGUCCCGGACGACGUGGAAGGCAUUGCUGAAGACGUUCACGAGGCCGCAGAAGACGCUGUCGACGAAGCUACUCAGCGCAUUCCUGGCCUCGAUACCCUGGAAGGCUUGAAGUGCAACAAGCGAGGAUUCGUCAUUGACGAAGAGACUGGAAAGCCGGUCGGUGAAGUCAUCGAAGGCGACCCCAAGAAGUUGUCGCGACUCGGCGCUACCCUUGAUAAGGAAGGCCAAUUCUGGGACAACCGAGGAAAUGUCAUUGGUAAGGUCAAGGCACUCCCCGUCGAAGACGACAAGGACGAGGAGGGACCAUUCGCCGGCCUGGAAGGUCUCGUCGUUGGCCAAGAAGGCUUCGUCGAAGAUGAGAACCAGACUCGUGUCGGAAAGCUGGUUGAAGGCGACGCGAAGAAGCUCCUCGGUCGGGGCGUUGACGAAGAUGGCGAAAUUCUCGAUCGUCACGGCUCUGUCAUUGGUCGCGCUGAGCGAUGGGAGGAGCCCGAGCCUGAGCCUGAAGAGGAGGAGGCCGUACCUGACCUCUCCGCUCUCAAUGGAUUGAGUUGCAACAAGGCUGGAUAUGUCAUUGGCAGCGAGGGCUUCCCUAUUGCCCGAGUUGUGGAGGGUAACCCCAAGGAACUUGCCGGCAAGAAAAUUGAGGACGGCGAAAUCUACGACGGCAAGAAGGUCGUCGGUCGCGUUGAGCUCAUUCCUGAGGAGGAAUUGGAGAACAAGCCCGAAGGUCCAUUUGCUGGCCUGGAGAGCCUGGUCGUUACGAAGGAUGGCUUCGUUGAGGAUGAGGAAGGCUCCAUUGUCGGAAAGCUCAUCGAGGGUGACGCGAAGAAACUUCGCGGUCGCGCUGUUGAUGAGGACGGUGAGAUCACCGACAAGUAUGGCAAUGUCAAGGGCCGUGCCGAGCCUUACGAGGUUCCUGAGGAGGAGGAAGAGGUCCCCGAGGAAGAGGAUCUGUCGUUGCUCGAAGGCAAGGUUGUCAAUAAGAUGGGCAAUGUCGUGGACCCAGCUACCGGUGCUGUCGUCGGACGCAUUGUGGAAGGUGAUAAGCGCCUUGCCGGUCGCAAGGUCGACGGCAAGGGCCAGAUCUGGGGUGAUAACGGCCAGGUCAUUGGACGCGCUGAGUUGAUCCCUGGUGCUGAGCAGCAGAAGGCUGAGGGUCCAUUCUUCGGAUUUGACAAUGCCGAGGUUGGAAAGGACGGCGUUGUCCUUGAUGCCGGCCGUAUUAUCGGACGCCUUAUUGAGGGUGACGCCAAGCGCCUACUUGGCCGCAAGGUUGACGAGGAUGGUGAUGUUGUCGACAAGAAUGGCAACACCAUUGGCAAGGCCGAGCGCUGGGAGCCUGAGGAAAAGGCCCGCGAUGUCAACCCUAUGGCUGGUCGCAAGGUCAACAAGGAGGGGGAGGUUCGCGACGCAGAUGGCAACCUCAUCGGAAAGCUAACUUCUGGAAACUUGGCCACCCUUGUGGGCAAGUCCAUUGACGACAACGGUUACGUGGUUGACAACGACGGUAACAAGAUCGGCGAGUGCACCUUGCUGGAAAACAUUCCAGAACCCGAGGAGCCUGAGCCUGAACCCGAAGUUGAGGAAGAAGGCCCAUCGCCCGAGGAGCAGGAAGCACAAGCCAAGGCUGAGCAUGACCGCCAGCUUGCUGAGAAGAUGUGUCACAUCCUUCGACAGACUCUGGAUCAGGUCAAGCCUAUCUGCGAUAUGAUCACUGAGAAAAUUGAAAAGGCCGAUCGUACUCCCAAGGAUGAACUUGAUGAAGAGAAGCUGGUCAAGGACGUCAAGCCUUUGCUUGAGCAGGGAGGCGCAAUCCUCCAAGAGUGUAAUGGUGCUAUUCGCGCCCUUGAUCCCGAUGGUCGCAUCGCUGCCACGGCCAAGGCCCGCGCUUCUUCUCGUGAUGCCACACCCGAGGAGAAUCAGCUGGCUGAUCUGCUCAAGACUCUGACUGAGACUGUCAUUAAGACAAUUGACAACGGCAAGAGGCGGAUUGCUGACAUGCCCCAUGCCAAGAAGAAGCUUAGCCCUCUCUGGGCUCUUCUCUCCGAGCCAUUGUUCCAGAUCAUUGCUGCCGUUGGACUUUUGUUGAAUGGAGUCUUGACACUGGUUGGUCGUCUGCUGGAUGGUCUUGGCUUGGGUGGAUUGUUGAAUGGUAUCCUUGGUGGAUUGGGAUUGGACAAGUUGAUCAACGGCUUGGGGCUAGGUGGACUGACGGAUGCCUUGGGUUUGGGCGGCAAAUGA
Penicillium longicatenatum is the source of this 3486-nucleotide messenger RNA. RefSeq names its product LEA domain protein. The transcript has 2 exons. The coding region runs from base 1 to 3486 and encodes 1161 amino acids. NCBI's taxonomy places the organism in Eukaryota, Fungi, Ascomycota, Eurotiomycetes, Eurotiales, Aspergillaceae. The record is from RefSeq and is a predicted model, not a curated record.